AUGACCUACAGAGUCGGGGCUGACCCACAAACCUUGCGCACUCAGAUUCGAGCCAGAGCCAACGAGUCCGGGGGCAUCGCCUGCAGUGGCCGAGAUCAUGGCCGGUUGAGCUGGAUGCCGCCUCCGCCGCCUCCUGAGCCGCCGGCGGCCCGUGCCCAGCAGCCAUGGCCAAAGACUACUGGGAUGAGCGCCUGCGGCGAACAGGAGGAGAAGGAGAAUGGUGCCCCUGAGCAGAUAGGCCUGGAUGAGAGUGGUGGUGGUGGUGGUGGUGGUGGUGGUGGCAGUGACCCUCGAGAGGGCCUCACACGUGCUGGGGAACCUCGCUCUGGAUGGGGCCUACUCAGCGCUGCACAAGAGAUUGUGCACGAGGACCUGAAGAUAGGGUCUGAUGGGGAGAGUGACCAGGCAUCAGCUACAUCCUCAGAUGAGGUGCAGGCACCAGUGAGGGUGCGCAUGCACAAUCAUCCCCCCCACAAAAUCUCCACUGAGGACAUCAACAAGCGCCUAUUACUACCAGCUGAUAUUCGGUUGCCUGAGGGCUAUCUUGAGAAGCUAACCCUCAAUAGCCCCAUCUUUGACAAGCCCCUUAGUCGUCGUCUCUGUCGUGUUAGCCUGUCUGAAAUUGGCUUUGGGAAAUUGGAGACCUACAUCAAGCUGGAUAAACUGGGCGAGGGUACCUAUGUCACUGUCUACAAAGGCAAAAGCAAGCUAACGGCCAACCUUGUAGCACUCAAGGAAAUCAGAUUGGAGCAUGAAGAGGGGACACCUUGCACUGCCAUCCGGGAAGUGUCACUGCUUAAGGACCUCAAACAUGCCAACAUCAGCAGUUUCACUUAA
Molecule: messenger RNA, 837 nt
Organism: Elephantulus edwardii (Cape elephant shrew)
Lineage: Eukaryota; Metazoa; Chordata; Mammalia; Macroscelidea; Macroscelididae
Product: cyclin-dependent kinase 16-like
Exons: 4
Coding region: 1-837 (278 amino acids)
Biological process (GO): neuron projection development; exocytosis; protein phosphorylation
Cellular component (GO): nucleus; cytoplasm; synaptic vesicle
Molecular function (GO): ATP binding; protein kinase activity
Source: RefSeq, a predicted model, not a curated record